Molecule: messenger RNA, 4733 nt
Organism: Sorex araneus (European shrew)
Lineage: Eukaryota; Metazoa; Chordata; Mammalia; Eulipotyphla; Soricidae
Gene: RASA1
Product: RAS p21 protein activator 1
Exons: 25
Coding region: 598-3684 (1028 amino acids)
Biological process (GO): regulation of GTPase activity
Molecular function (GO): protein binding
Source: RefSeq, a predicted model, not a curated record
CCUUCCCCUGCGCGGCGAGCCCCGGGUCGGGAGCGCGGCUGUCGAUUUCCCCGCCACCCCGCCCCCCUUCCUCUCCUCCCCACCCCUCCCCGCUGCUGCCCCGUGGAGGAUGAAGCGGCUGCCGUGGCCCCAGCCCCAGCAGCGGCACCGGCGGUGGCUGCGGUGGGGGUGGCCGGAACUGGGGUGGUGAAGGCGCGGCGGCGGCGGCGGCAGGGGCUGGAGGGGCCGCGGGGGCCGGCGGUCGUCCAGCCGCCUCCCCGACGCUUCCCUUUCCCCUCGAGCGCCGCCAGGAAGUUUCUCGCUCCCGUGCAUGUGUGUGUGAGUGAGUGUGGGUGUGUUCGGCGCGGGGCUGGGUGGCGUUGGCGUGCGGGCGCUGGGGAAUUUUUGCCCACUCGGCUUCCCGUAACCCGGGCGGCUCGCGAGCCGGGGCUGUGGCCCGAGGAGGGGGCGCGGCGGCGGGCGCCUUUUGUUGUUGUUUCCUCUGCCUGGGGGAGCUGCCGGGGGCACGCGCCUGGGUGGGGCGGCUCGGAGCCCGGGCCUGCUGGCCCCCGGGGCCGCCGGGCGGGCCGCGCCGGGCACCGGCGAGCGGGCUUCAACAUGAUGGCGGCCGAGGCCGGCAGUGAGGAGGGCGGCCCGGGGACCGGCGGGGCCGUCGGGGGCGGCGCGGCCGCGGGCUCGGCCGCCUACCCGGCGGCGUGUCGGGGGAAGAUCCCCGCGGCGCUGCCCGUGCCGGCCGCCCCCUACGCGGGGCUGGCGGAGGCCGGGCUGGCGGCGACUCUGGCUGGCGGCACCGCCUUGGGCUCGGGGUUCCCGGGCGUCGGGGCAGCCGGGCUGUCAGGGGGAGGGGCCGCCGCUGCGCCCCCCGGGGCGGGCGGGGAGCUGGCCCUGGGCCGGGGGGUCGCCGCGCUGCCGGCCGACACCUUCGGGGCGGGCGGCGGCUUCCCUCCGCUGCCACCGCCCCCUCAGCUGCCGUCCUUGGGCGCGGGCUUGGGGACCGUGGACGAAGGGGACUCCCUGGAUGGACCAGAAUACGAGGAGGAAGAGGUGGCCAUCCCGCUGACCGCGCCUCCCACCAACCAGUGGUAUCAUGGAAAACUUGAUAGAACGAUAGCUGAAGAACGCCUCAGACAGGCAGGGAAGUCUGGCAGUUACCUUAUAAGAGAAAGUGAUCGGAGGCCAGGGUCCUUUGUACUUUCAUUUCUUAGCCAAACAAAUGUUGUCAACCAUUUUAGGAUCAUUGCUAUGUGCGGUGAUUACUACAUUGGUGGGAGACGUUUUUCUUCACUGUCAGAUCUAAUAGGUUAUUACAGUCACGUUUCCUGUUUGCUUAAAGGAGAAAAAUUGCUUUAUCCAGUUGCACCGCCAGAGCCUGUAGAAGAUAGAAGGCGUGUUCGAGCCAUUCUACCUUACACAAAAGUACCAGACACUGAUGAAAUAAGUUUCUUAAAAGGAGAUAUGUUCAUUGUUCAUAAUGAAUUAGAAGAUGGAUGGAUGUGGGUUACAAAUCUAAGAACAGAUGAGCAAGGUCUUAUUGUUGAAGACUUAGUAGAAGAAGUGGGCCGUGAAGAAGAUCCACAUGAAGGCAAAAUAUGGUUCCAUGGGAAGAUUUCCAAACAAGAAGCUUAUAGUUUACUUAUGACAGUUGGCCAAGUUUGCAGUUUCCUUGUGAGACCCUCGGAUAAUACUCCUGGUGACUAUUCACUGUAUUUUCGGACCAAUGAAAAUAUCCAGCGAUUUAAAAUAUGCCCGACCCCAAACAAUCAGUUUAUGAUGGGAGGGCGAUACUAUAAUAGCAUUGGGGACAUCAUAGAUCACUAUCGAAAAGAACAAAUUGUUGAAGGCUAUUAUCUUAAGGAAGCUGUGCCAAUGCAGGAUCAGGAACAAGUACUCAAUGAUACAGUGGAUGGGAAAGAAAUCUAUAAUACAAUUCGCCGUAAAACAAAGGAUGCCUUUUAUAAAAAUAUUGUUAAAAAAGGUUAUCUCCUAAAAAAGGGCAAAGGAAAACGGUGGAAAAAUUUAUAUUUUAUUUUAGAGGGCAGUGAUGCUCAACUUAUUUAUUUUGAAAGUGAAAAACGAGCUACAAAACCCAAAGGAUUAAUAGAUCUCAGUGUAUGUUCUGUCUAUGUUGUUCAUGAUAGUCUUUUUGGCAGGCCCAACUGUUUUCAGAUAGUAGUUCAGCACUUUAGUGAAGAACAUUACAUCUUUUACUUUGCAGGAGAAACUCCAGAACAAGCAGAGGACUGGAUGAAAGGUCUUCAGGCAUUUUGCAAUUUACGGAAAAGUAGUCCAGGAACAUCUAAUAAACGCUUGCGUCAGGUCAGCAGUCUUGUUUUACAUAUUGAGGAAGCCCAUAAACUCCCAGUAAAACAUUUUACUAAUCCGUAUUGUAACAUCUACCUGAAUAGUGUUCAAGUAGCAAAAACUCAUGCAAGAGAAGGGCAAAACCCGGUAUGGUCAGAAGAGUUUGUCUUUGAUGAUCUUCCUCCUGACAUCAACAGGUUUGAGAUAACGCUUAGUAACAAAACAAAGAAAAGCAAAGAUCCUGAUAUCUUAUUUAUGCGCUGCCAGUUGAGCCGGUUGCAGAAAGGGCAUGCUACAGAUGAGUGGUUUCUGCUCAGCUCUCAUAUACCAUUAAAAGGUAUUGAACCAGGAUCUCUGCGUGUCCGAGCACGAUAUUCUAUGGAAAAAAUCAUGCCAGAAGAAGAAUACAGUGAAUUUAAAGAGCUUAUCCUUCAAAAGGAGCUACAUGUAGUCUAUGCUUUAUCACAUGUUUGUGGACAGGACCGAACACUACUGGCUAGCAUCCUACUGAGGAUUUUUCUUCAUGAAAAGCUUGAAUCAUUGUUAUUAUGUACACUAAAUGACAGAGAAAUAAGCAUGGAAGAUGAAGCCACUACCUUAUUUCGAGCUACCACACUUGCAAGUACCUUGAUGGAGCAGUACAUGAAAGCCACUGCUACCCAGUUUGUCCAUCAUGCUUUGAAAGACUCCAUUCUAAAGAUAAUGGAGAGCAAGCAGUCUUGUGAGUUAAGUCCAUCAAAAUUAGAAAAAAAUGAAGACGUGAACACUAAUUUAGCACACCUACUGAACAUACUUUCAGAGCUUGUGGAGAAAAUUUUCAUGGCUUCAGAAAUACUUCCACCGACACUGAGAUAUAUUUAUGGGUGUUUACAGAAAUCUGUUCAGCACAAGUGGCCUGCAAAUACCACCAUGAGAACAAGAGUUGUCAGUGGUUUUGUUUUUCUUCGACUUAUCUGUCCUGCCAUACUGAAUCCACGGAUGUUCAAUAUCAUAUCAGAUUCCCCAUCUCCUAUUGCUGCAAGAACACUGAUAUUAGUGGCUAAGUCUGUGCAAAACUUAGCAAAUCUUGUGGAAUUUGGAGCUAAGGAGCCCUAUAUGGAAGGCGUAAAUCCAUUCAUCAAAAGUAACAAACAUCGUAUGAUCAUGUUUUUAGAUGAACUUGGGAAUGUACCUGAACUUCCAGACACUACUGAGCAUUCUAGAACUGACCUGUCCCGUGAUUUAGCAGCAUUGCAUGAAAUUUGUGUGGCCCACUCCGAUGAACUGCGAACACUUAGUAAUGAGCGUGGUGUACAGCAGCAUGUACUGAAAAAGCUUCUGGCCAUAACAGAACUACUUCAGCAAAAACAAAACCAGUACACAAAAACCAACGAUGUCAGGUAGCAGCCUUCACCAAGUGUUCUGCAUGGAUUUCAGCAUGCCCAACAUGGUAAUUCACAUCAGUAUGUCUCCCCUGCUCUUGCCAAAAAAUAGCACACUUUACCACAUUCCAGUGAUGUGUGAGCUAUGCAAACAAAAGCCCAGAUUCUGCUGGAGAAUAAUGGUGCCAGCAGUGUUGUAAGCUAUCUGUGCAGGAUAUUUGCACUUUUCCACAUACGGAUUCAACAAUCUUUACCAACCUCUGAGCCUUGGUGUACAGAUCACCUUUCGCAAAACAAAAUGCUAUGACUGUAUCUUGAACUUUGAAAAUAUAUUUUCAGUAUAUCCAAUUGCCAAAGUUUUACUGUCUCUUGGAAAAAGAACUAUGAAACCAACUGACAAGAAAAAGCAUUCUCUGUUGAGUAUAACUGGAUUACAGACUGUUCUUACUGUAACUCCUUCCUGAUUAGGAAUAUGACCGUUUGACUGUUCAAUGACUAUUUGUAUUUACAGUUUCCAGAAUUUGCCAUUAUAAUAGGAACAAUCUUUGCUGUACACUUUUUUAAAAAUACUGUGCUAUUUCUCUUGCUGGAACUGUUGAAAGAAAAUAUAUAGAAUGGAUCUAUUUGCUCAUCAGCUUUAUUUUUUAAACAUACCACUUAUUUUGUUGGAAUCAUCAAAGACUGUAUUCAGAUCCCAUAAUAAUGCUUUUGUUAAAUGUUUACACAGUAAAUAGUUUGAAUUCAAUAAAUAUUAUUGGUCUUUGUACUGGUCAGUGCAUGUUACCCAUUCAGCCAUUUUAUGGAUUACCAAUUUUUUUUUAUAAAAAAACCUAGAAUACUUUUUGUUUAAAGUAUUAUUUUGUUUAAAGUAUUCAUUAAUUCCAAGCUGAUUAUUUGAUUAGCUAAACAACCUCAUCAAUCACUUAAUAGCUAUCCAUCUUUGAACUCUGACCACUCAUUGUAUCUGCUGGAUACUUAGUUUGACUGUAUAGUUUCAUUUGCUUCCGUUUGUGUAUUUUUGUGUGAAGGAUUCACAAGAGUUAAGUUAAAAUAAAACCAAGGGAUAUCUUA